AAUGGGUGCUCUUCAUUAUCUUGCAAACUUGUGCACUGUUGAAAGCAUCAGAAGCAAAAGGAGGAGAUCAAUGCAGACAGUCGAAAUUAAAGUGAAAAUGGACUGCGAUGGAUGUGAGAGAAGAGUGAAGAAUGCUGUUAAAUACAUGGAAGGUGUGAAAACUGUGGAAAUUAACCGGAAGCAAAGCCGUCUAACAGUUAAUGGCUAUGUCGACCCGAACAAAGUGUUAAGGAAAGUGAAGAACACAGGGAAAAGAGCUGAAUUUUGGCCAUAUAUCCCUCACAAUGUUGUUCAUUAUUCUUAUACAUCUCAAGCUUAUGAUAAAAAGGCACCUCCUGGAUUUGUGAAAAAUCUUACACAGACACUUCCUUCUACUAAUGCAACUGAAGAACGAAUCAUGUUUUUAUUUAGCGAGGAUAAUCCCAAUGCUUGUUCUAUUAUGUGAAGGUCGAGGGCGAUCCGAGGCUGACUUCUCUCUCGAAUUAAUGGGUUCUUGAAAGGAAGAGAAUAGAUGUAAUGUGCAUGCUUGUUAUGCAUUAUUAGACGGCAUUGGAUAAUCUUAUUAUUAGACAAUAUUUUAACCCUUUUUUUACAUAAUUAUUGUUAUCGAGUAUUGUCUAUGUGACGAACUGAUGAAUAAAAGCAUGUAUUGGAGAAU
This is a messenger RNA of Olea europaea var. sylvestris, 658 nucleotides long. Its product is annotated as heavy metal-associated isoprenylated plant protein 21-like. The record is from RefSeq and is a predicted model, not a curated record. The coding region runs from base 2 to 445 and encodes 147 amino acids. Lineage: Eukaryota; Viridiplantae; Streptophyta; Magnoliopsida; Lamiales; Oleaceae. The transcript is spliced from 3 exons. Gene Ontology annotation, molecular function: metal ion binding.